GUGUUCACAAUCGCAUUGUUUGUGGAAAUUAACCUCCGCUAGUCACUGCUAUAGUGCUUCAUAUAAAACACCCCCUCUACUCUAGUGCUAAAUAUAAAUUUUCAGUCCUGAGAGUUUCAACGGAUUUGAGCAUUUAUUGAGUAUGUAGAAAAAUUAAGUUCUUGAUUCCGAUAUUAUCAGUUCUGUUAAAGAGAAAAAGUCUAUCCGAAUAAAAAGAUAUAUGGCAGCCAACAUUCGCGCUGAUUUAGCUGUUCUCAAUAAUGCUGCCAGCAGUUCACAUAGAGAUUUAUCUGAAAGAUAUCAACACAUAUUAGAAGCAUGCUUCAAGUUGGUUGAUAAUGAAAAAGUUUCCGCAUUAAAGAUGUUUAUAGAUGCAAUGGUGAAUGAAAAUGUGAGUCAAAUAGUAUCUCGUCAAUUGAUGACAGAAUUUUGCCAACAUUUAUCUCAGCUUAAUAAUGCUAUGUGUAAGGAAGUCUGUCAUUUUGCACUGGAUCGAAUUCAACCAAGAGUAAUUUCAUUCGAAGAACAGGUUGCUCAAAUCAGACAACAUUUAGCAAAAGUUUAUGAAGAUGAAGAAUCAUGGAAAGACGCAGCUACAAUUCUUGUUGGAAUUAACAUUGAAUCAGGACAGAAACAAUAUGAUCAUGAUUAUAAGUUAGAAACAUACUUGAAAAUUGCGAGAUUAUUUUUGGAAGAUGAUGAUCCAGUACAGGCAGAAACCUAUAUCAAUAGAGCAUCUAUGCUACAAAAUGAAACCAAAAAUGAGCAAUUACAAAUCCAUUAUAAGGUAUGUUAUGCAAGAGUGUUAGAUUACCGCAGAAAGUUUAUUGAAGCUGCUCAACGAUACAAUGAAUUAUCAUAUCGAACUACGAUACAUGAGGACGAAAGAACGAAAGCAUUAGAAAAAGCUUUACACUGUGCAAUAUUGGCUCCAGCUGGCCAGCAAAGAUCAAGAAUGUUGGCAACUUUAUUCAAAGAUGAACGAUGUCAGCAAUUAUCUUCAUUCGGUAUAUUAGAGAAGAUGUAUUUAGACAGAAUAAUUCGUGCUGAUGAAUUAGAAGAAUUCGCCAACCAGUUGAUGCCUCAUCAAAAAGCAACAACAGCAGAUGGAACAAGUAUUCUUGAUCGUGCUGUCACUGAACACAAUCUCCUUUCUGCCAGCAAAUUGUAUAACAAUAUUACAUUUGAGGGCCUCGGCGCUCUCCUUGAGAUAUCAGCAGAUAAGGCAGAAAAAAUUGCAUCACAGAUGAUAAGUGAAAACAGAAUGAGUGGUUAUAUUGAUCAGAUUGAUGGCAUUGUUCAUUUUGAAACAAGGGAAAUGUUACCAAUGUGGGACACUCAAAUUCAAUCGUUAUGUUUGGAACUCAAUUCUCUGGUUGAUAAAAUAACAGCAGCACAUCCAGAUUGGGCCGCAGAAACAAUGGAACAAUUAGUUUCACCCAAAGACUGAUAUUGAAGAUUACGCAUUAUGAAUGUGUCUACAAGUUUAAGAGCUGUGAGCAACUUAACUCAACUCUGUGCAAAGCCGUUCAGAAUUUCACCCUUUGUAUCGAAGUAGAGGUUCACAGUCAAUGUUGAAAUUCCAUUGUUUCAGUAAAGUUUUGCAUAUUUAUAUUCAAUAUUUGAUUACUGCAAUACCUAGUACUCAAUGCUUUCAAAUUUGUUUCGCAAAGCCUGUGGUAAUAGAAUGAUAUUUUUGGCCUUUGAGACUCUUUUUUUUGCGAUAAUCUGGACUUAUGGAACCAUAAUAGUUUCUAAAAUGAGAAACAUUGCAAAAAAUAUACUUAAAACACAUGGAUGACUUUACUUAUUGUUAGAAGCCAGUUUGUUGGUUUGUUAGUCAGCAACGAAUCACGAUGGAUAUAAUGUUUUGUAUCGUAAACCUCUCUUCAAUGAGUAGAAUUUUUCUGUUAAAGCUGAGCCAUUGCAAUUUGUUGAAUCAUAAUCCGGCUGUGACCCGUGAAGGUUUAUAUAAAUAUAUUAUUGAUUACUAU
Molecule: messenger RNA, 1994 nt
Organism: Styela clava
Lineage: Eukaryota; Metazoa; Chordata; Ascidiacea; Stolidobranchia; Styelidae
Product: COP9 signalosome complex subunit 4-like
Cellular component (GO): cytosol; COP9 signalosome
Source: RefSeq, a predicted model, not a curated record